Molecule: messenger RNA, 1261 nt
Organism: Salvia miltiorrhiza (redroot sage)
Lineage: Eukaryota; Viridiplantae; Streptophyta; Magnoliopsida; Lamiales; Lamiaceae
Exons: 12
Coding region: 202-1020 (272 amino acids)
Biological process (GO): protein N-linked glycosylation; positive regulation of SREBP signaling pathway
Molecular function (GO): alpha-1,6-mannosylglycoprotein 6-beta-N-acetylglucosaminyltransferase activity
Source: RefSeq, a predicted model, not a curated record
UCUCAAAAAAAUUUUGAGUUACUUCAUUUUCCAUAUUUUGUAAUUUCAAUUGAAAUUUAAUUUCAUCGAAGAAAUAGACAACCCAAAAAUGCAUCAGACAAUUCGGCUUUCUGCAGCUCAGCUUCUACCAAGAUGAAAACUUUCCCAUUUUUGCUCUGUUAAUUCGACUGUAUCGAUCCGCCCCACAACGUAUAAAUCCCCAUGUUUGUUCAUCCCUCGAGCUUUAAUCUCAUUUUACUAUCUCUAUUCAUUCUUCAGUUUCCUCCACCAGCUACGGCCAUCAGGAAGGAUGUGAGCCUUCAGCUGAAACGGCAUUGUAAAACCACGGUGCAAGGAAGAUACUACCUCACUGAUGAUAAUGGUUAUGUAUGUGAUGCAUUCUCGGUUGACCCAAGGUCCCGUUGUUGUCCAGGAAGAGGAGAUCAGUUCUCUUGUCAGGGAUGUAAUAUUGUUUCUCAGUGUUGCAAGUCAUACGAGUUCUGUGUAUCCUGCUGCUUGAAUCCGGGAACGACUGAUAAGGAACUGGCUGCAAACAUCCAAAUAGCGAAGCCUGUGACUGCUGGAACCUAUGGAAGUAUUUUUGAUUAUUGUGCUGGGAGGUGUCGCCAUAAUUCUGAGAGCGUGGUUCACGAAAACGCAUAUCUGAGUGAAUUUCAUCAUUGUUUUUCCAUACCAACUAAUUCUUCAGAAUCUUCUAGCACACAGCUCGAAACAAGACUGGCCGGCAUCAAUGUCGUUGUCGGAAGACAAGGAGAAUCUUGCGACUCCGUCUGCAAAUCUAAUGGAGAAUCUUGUGUGCCCAACAAGCUCGCUCUACUUAAUCAGUGUGAAGGCAUUAAGAAAUACAUGAGCUGCAAAGGUGGCUGUUUGUCGAGUGUCGGAGCUGACCAACCGGCUGAAGUAGUUGAUGAUGCUCCGGCGUAUCUGAACCCCGGUGCGUGCUUGUACACGGAAAGACAAUCGACACUUUCCUGCGACGGCUCUCACAGUCACACGAGGAGGCUUUGCCCUUGCGCGUAAGUUAAGCUAUUCUUGGUUAAGACAAUCAUCAAAAUAGAUGAAAAUCUCAACAAAUUAUAAAUUGUUGUACAUUAAUUGUUUUCUCUCAUACUUUUUAACAGGAACAAAUCCCUUAGAUAUUAUUAAGUUUUUUCGUUUGUGUAAUAGUCAAUGUAAUGAUAGUUCCCAACCCUUUGAAGGAGUUGUAUGAUAUAAGUCCAAAAUUUUGAUGAAUACCAUUAUCACCACUUUUCAAGAUUUA